Molecule: messenger RNA, 678 nt
Organism: Cyclospora cayetanensis
Lineage: Eukaryota; Apicomplexa; Conoidasida; Eucoccidiorida; Eimeriidae
Product: caldesmon
Exons: 1
Coding region: 1-678 (225 amino acids)
Source: RefSeq, a predicted model, not a curated record
AUGGGUGGUGCCUGCACAAAGAACAAGGCCAAACAGCCCAAGCGGGCGGACCCCAAGGAGUUGGAGGAGAGGGCUCGCCGGGAAGCCGAAGAAAAGGCUGCUGCUGAGGCGGCAGCGAGGGAGGCAGAUGAGAGGGCGCGGGCAGAAGCCGCGGCAGCAGAAGCAGCUGCGGCCAGAGCUCGCGAGGAGAGGGAGAGAGCUGAAGCGGAAGCAGCCGCAGCCGCGCUGGCCGCAGAGCAGGCUCGCCAAGAGGAGGAAGCCAGGCGACAGAGGGAAGAAGAGGAGCGAAGAGCCGCGGAGGAGGAGCUGAGAGCUCAGCAACAAAUGCAGGCUGCAGAACAAAAGGAGUCCGAAGCAGAAGGCCUUGAGAAGCAACCCCAAGAGGGGCAUCCCGAGCUUGAAUUUGGGGGAAAGGAAGUGGUUGCAGAGGAUGUAGCGAGCGAAGCCACAAUGGAGACGGCUCGCCCAAUGCAUAAAAUGGCUGAAGAGCCGCAGUACGGAGCCGCUCACGGGGGAAGAAAAGCGCGCACUGUCACACCUUGCGACAUGACCGCUGUGGACGAAACGAGCAAGUACCUCAGCAAGCGGUGCGGUUGCGACAUCGGUGAUGGGCACGACGAAAACAACUGCCCAAUCUGUCAGAGCAUUGAUCUAUCCGAUGCGCCUCUCUUGAAUUGA